Messenger RNA from Dissoconium aciculare CBS 342.82, 1815 nucleotides. Its product is annotated as glutamine-hydrolyzing asparagine synthase. Bases 1 to 1815 code for a protein of 604 amino acids. The record is from RefSeq and is a predicted model, not a curated record. Gene Ontology annotation, molecular function: asparagine synthase (glutamine-hydrolyzing) activity. Lineage: Eukaryota; Fungi; Ascomycota; Dothideomycetes; Mycosphaerellales; Dissoconiaceae. Gene Ontology annotation, cellular component: cytosol. The transcript is spliced from 4 exons.
AUGUGCGGUAUCUUCGCAUGCCAUUCUCACCCGGAUGUGAGCAAAUUCCGGCCCACUGCAAUCCGCAUGGGAAAGCAGCUCAAGCACCGCGGUCCCGAUUGGAGUGGUAACCACGUCGCCAACAACACCAUCCUCGUCCACGAGCGUCUCAGUAUCGUCGGACUCGACACCGGUGCGCAGCCAUUGGUUAGCGACGACGGCAACAUCGCCCUCGCUGUCAAUGGCGAAAUCUACAACCACAAGAUCCUGCGCAAGCAGCUCAAGACCCCAUACCCAUUCAAGACGCACUCCGACUGUGAAGUGGUCAUUCCUUUAUACCAAGAGCAUGGAAUUGAUGCGCCGAAGUUCCUCGACGGCAUGUUCAGCUGGGUUCUGCAUGACAAGAAGGAGGAUCGAUUGAUCGCCGCAAGAGAUCCCAUCGGUAUCACCACAUUCUACAUCGGACGAUCGUCCACGACUCCCGGCUCGGUGUACUUUGCGAGUGAGCUGAAAUGUUUGCAUCCCGUAUGCGACCAGAUCGAGAGCUUCCCGCCUGGCCACGUCUACGACAGCAAGACCGAUCAGCUUACGCGAUACUACGACCCUAAGUGGUUGGUGGAGCCGACCAACAUUCCUAGUACACCUUUGGAUCUUAAGGCACUGCGCGAGACAUUCGAGCGAUCUGUUCGGAAACGAUUGAUGGCCGAGGUCCCUUACGGUGUCCUCCUUUCGGGUGGUUUGGAUUCAUCACUGGUCGCAGCGAUCGCACAACGUGAGACUGUCCGUUUACAAAAGGAGUACGCGCGACAACAGGCGCUGAUCUCGUCGGGCACCAACUCUCCGGGCAUCGAUGGUGUCGCUGGACGUGCGAUUCCGCAGAAGGAUGGCACCGGAGAGGAUGAGUUGGCCGGUGUCGAUGAGAACUACCAUCUCAACUCAGUACCGGUUCUAUCACAAUUGAACAGUUUUUCCAUUGGUCUUCCUGGCUCUCCUGACUCGGUCGCCGCACUUGAGGUUGCGCGCUAUCUAGGAACCAAACACCACUCUAUGACCUUCACCAUCCAAGAAGGUCUCGACGCCCUCUUCGACGUAAUCUGGCAUCUAGAAACCUAUGAUGUGACCACUAUCCGUGCCUCAACACCCAUGUUCCUGUUGUCCCGCAAGAUCAAAGCCAUGGGCGUGAAAAUGGUUUUGUCGGGCGAAGGCUCCGACGAGAUUUUUGGCGGAUACCUCUACUUCCAUAAUGCGCCCUCGGCCGACGCCUUGCACGAGGAGACUGUCCGCCGUGUCAAAAAUCUUCACCUUGCGGACUGUCUGCGCGCCAACAAGAGUACUUCGGCCUGGGGUCUUGAGGCCCGUGUGCCCUUCCUGGACAAGCAGUUCCUCGAUCUCUCCAUGAACAUCGACCCCAAGGAGAAGAUGUUUGUGCCCGGGGAGCGAAUUGAGAAAUACAUCCUCCGAAAGGCAUUCGAUACCGAAGGCGAGCCUGGUGCGAAGCCUUAUCUGCCAAAGCAUAUCCUAUGGCGUCAGAAGGAACAAUUCAGUGAUGGUGUUGGAUACGGGUGGAUCGACGGGCUUAAGGACGAGGCAAAGAAGAUGGUUACCGACGAGCAGAUGGUGGAAGCCAACAUCCGCCGGGAGAAGCCUCACUGGGGCGACGACAUUCCGGAUUCGAAAGAGGCGUACUGGUACCGCACGAUGUUCGACGAGCACUUCCCGCCCUACUGCGCCAGCACAGUCAUGCGCUGGUCACCGGUGUGGUCCAACACCACGGAUCCCAGCGGUCGAGCCAUCGCGACUCACGAUGCGGCGUACAAGGCCGAGGAGAAGAAAUAG